Oikopleura dioica is the source of this 372-nucleotide messenger RNA. Lineage: Eukaryota; Metazoa; Chordata; Appendicularia; Copelata; Oikopleuridae. The record is from the annotation of a GenBank genome assembly.
AUGAGCAACGAAAUUCUUCUUAUUAAACACAACAAACAAGAACUCAAAGGAAUAGCAAAAGAAAUGAUAUCAGAUUAUGCCAACUUUGACAAUGCACUUCAUAUGCCCUCUGGAAGAUGCUUUGCUCCAAAAAAAGGAUUCUUCGACUAUCCAAAAAUAACUCAAGAAGGCUACAAUUUAAUUCAAAUUCUCGACGACAACACUUGUGCUGAUCCCUUUUGUCGAGUGAAAGCAGCAUUCAUCGUCGGCCUAGCAGCUCAUAAUUGCGACCAAAACAUCUCAGACUACCCUCCAGAAAUGCAACUUUUCAAAAGGUUCACAAAUGUAAAGAAAAAGAUUAUAACUUCUGUUGCCUGUCAAACCGAAAACUAG